Didymodactylos carnosus is the source of this 876-nucleotide messenger RNA. NCBI's taxonomy places the organism in Eukaryota, Metazoa, Rotifera, Eurotatoria, Philodinida, Philodinidae. The record is from the annotation of a GenBank genome assembly.
AUGUUGUUCUUCGCUCUGAUGGUCUCGUUAUCUGUGCAUUCAAGCAACUGCACCGAUCAGUUAUUUGCCUGGCCCGAUGAAUCGACAAACAAAGAGUCACAAUUUGAAGGCAUUGCCUACAAUCCAAUGCAUGAUACUUAUUUUGUCGUACAAGAAGCGAUUAAGUCGGUUGACGACAAGAAAAAAUUUAACCCAAAUGUCUUUGAAAUUCGAUUUACGACAAGCGACUCAAUUCCUGUAAUACAAAUACUUGAGUCAUGUCCGGCACACUGGGAUUUCGAUUCGGACAAUAAAGGUUUUGAAGGUCUCGAAUUCAUUGCCCAUCAACAUACGAAACAAAGUUAUUUACUUGGACUAUGCGAAGCAAAUAGUUGUGCAAGCAAAAGUGCAAGAAGAAGAGCUAGCAAUCCAACAGGUAAUGGAACACUCAUAGUGCUGGAGAAGAAGGAAGCGACAUCGAAAAAAUCUUGUAGUUGGGAGCCAGUGGGUACAAUCAGUCUGCCAUCAUCCGUUCAAUUCAAUGACUAUUCAUCUGUAUCUAUCUAUCGUCGAAGUUCAUCCACACUGCCUACGUAUAUCGCUGUAACAAGUCAAGAAAAUAGUCAAGUCUGGAUUGGCCUGAUCGAGGAAAUCAAUGAUCCGCCUUACUUUCGGGUGUCAUCGUUACAGAAGACCACUGUGUACGAUUUGCCGCGUGCCACUCAAGUCCCAGAUCAAUGUAGCAUUCAGUAUUGCAAUAUCGAAGGUGUUGCUUGGCGAGGCAUCAAUCAGCUGAUUCUCGUUUCGGACAGGUCCAAAACUGAUCAAGAGGCCGUAUGCGUUGAUAAGGAUCAGAGUGUUCAUUCCUUUGUACUCCCAGAAUAUCUCACCGAUUGA